Molecule: messenger RNA, 1074 nt
Organism: Naegleria lovaniensis
Lineage: Eukaryota; Heterolobosea; Eutetramitea; Acrasida; Naegleriidae
Exons: 2
Coding region: 1-1074 (357 amino acids)
Biological process (GO): regulation of intracellular signal transduction; cellular response to L-arginine
Cellular component (GO): cytosol
Source: RefSeq, a predicted model, not a curated record
AUGACUGUGGACACAUUCAAAAUUCUUCCAAUGAAUUUGUUUCUAAUUUCUAUUCAGAGGAAACAAUUCCAUUUCUACAGCAAAGCCUUGUUGAAAACGCUUUUCGUCAAGUUGGACUCUCCCGAUAGAUUUAUUAGUUUCAUUGAAACUGCUGAUGAAAUAUCCAUCAUAUUGGAUGAGAGCAGUCUUGAAGAAGUAAAACGAUAUAAGGAAAUCAUUCAGUCAUAUCAAUUAAAUAUGGAUGCCAUCAUGCUUGAACAAGGCUCAACAUGGAGAGGAAUUUUGAUAAAAUCCGUAGUUAACCAUGAGAAUGCAUCGGAUUAUGCAAAUAACAGCUCAAAAGCACUAUUGGAGAAAUCAACAGCAAGAUCCAUCUAUCGUUAUGCAAGCAUUUUGUCAAGCAAUAACAUUUCAAUUUUCUACCACAGUUUAUGGAGCCAUGAUUUGCUCUUGGUAGAGGAGGAGAAUUUUGAAAAAGCUGUUGAAUUAAUUCAGAAAAAAGUUGAAAAUAGCGACCAAUCAGUGAAGGAAGAAGAACUUGUACCACCUUCAAUGUUUUUAAGAAAAAAGCCAUCUGAAAAUGAUGACAGCUAUGAUGCUGAGGCAGACGAAUUGACCACGCUAGAUACUAAAUUAUUCAUGUGCAGACUUUCAAGCAAGCAAUAUCAAUUUCACAUCAAGGAUUUGCUAAACACUCUGUGGUUUGAGUACAAGAAUAUUGGAGAUUUCUUUGCUUUGGCUUCUUUUGAGGACGAAAACAUUAUUGUGGGAAAUGAACAAGUGUUUGAAAUGUUGUCACUUGGAGAGGAUGAAAUUGAAAGUACUGCUGUUACGGAGAGUGCAGAACAACUUCAAUUUGUACCAGUCAUGAUUCAUACGAGUGAAGGAUUGGGUUUUGAUGAGGCACAAAUUGGUGUAGUGUCCAAGCUCACUGGAAGUUUACUGAGCCAUUCUGACAAGUUGGCAGUAAUUUACUUUUCCACGUUUGUUACUGAUUACAUUCUCAUCCAACACGAUCAUUUGGAAAGUGCCCUGAGUCACAUUAAGGAAAAGUUAGAACAAGUAAAAGAGUAG